Saccharomyces eubayanus is the source of this 3231-nucleotide messenger RNA. RefSeq names its product Sum1p (gene SUM1). The record is from RefSeq and is a predicted model, not a curated record. The transcript has a single exon. NCBI's taxonomy places the organism in Eukaryota, Fungi, Ascomycota, Saccharomycetes, Saccharomycetales, Saccharomycetaceae. The coding region runs from base 1 to 3231 and encodes 1076 amino acids.
AUGAUGUCUGAGAGCACCGUAGCCCCUUCAGAUAAUAAUAGCAGUCUGCAAAGACUUCCGUCUGCAUUAAGGGACGAAGAAGAUGUCCUGCCAUCUACCAACGUCCAAAACCAAGCUGAAAAUGUCCAUGAAGCAAACACAGAAACAAAUGAUAAAGUUUUGCCAUCCAUCACUGAAAUUCCAAUUAGUGACGAUUCUGAUAUGAAGCGACACGAUGCCUCGGAUUUGGUUUUAAAUCAUUCUCAUACGAUAAACUACAAGGAUCUUCCUCACCCAUCAAUCAGCAUGUUGAAAAAUGAUGUAGAAGAGGUCUCUAAACAAUGCAACGAUUUGAAGUCAGCUUUGCUUUCCAAGGACACUUCCCUGACUGAUUCCGUGCAGGAUUUGUUCAGUUCCUUGAAAGUCUUGUCACAUAAUCAAUCGGUUUUGGAAAGCAAAUUAGAUGAUGUUAUGAAAAACCAAGUCAAUACAGAUAUAUUAGUCAAUAAUAUGAACGAACGAUUAAAUAAAAUGUCAACACUACUGCAAAACACUUCAAAAGCGAACUCCUCAAACGUUUCGAUAGAACAAUCAUCACACAACACAAACUCACAGCAUAAUUCCUCUUCUUCCCGUAGAGGUCCCGGCAGACCAAGAAAAGAUACCUCAACUUCCACAAUGAACAAAUUGAUGUCAAGUGCGGCCUCAGCCAAUUCCAAAAGUUUGUCUAAUCACAAUGCACCCCUUUCACCAGUAAAUGUUUCUUUACCGACGAGUGUAGUUCAAACCUCUAAAUCUAAAAGAUAUUUCGUUGAGCCAUCGACGAAACAGGAUUCGCUGCUAUUAUCUGCCCCGUCGUCGUCAAGGGAUGAUGCUGAGAUCACUCUACCUUCCAUACCACAAAUAGCAAACUCUGAAAAUGGGAAAGAACAAACUUCCACUGCGAAUUCUAGUUCAAUGACACCGACCCCUGUUACACCAAACAAUUUAAUUCAAAUCAAAAGAAAAAGAGGCAGACCACCAAAGAAGAGAACGGUGGAAACAAUGAUCUCUAACUCCACUGAUACGAUAGAAAAAUCUGACUUGUCAACUCGAAUUAAAAAUGAGAUCCCGCUUAACUCGUUGCUUCCUUCUUCCAAAUUCCAUCAAAUUCCAUCAUCUCCAUCGAACCCUACAUCACAGCAGGUAUCGGUUCGUAUUCCAAGACCAGCCACAAAUGAAGCGGAUUCGAAAAGUUUAGAGCCUCUUUCUCCCAUUUUGACCAAUGACGAUGCCAACGCUAAAGACUUAAAUACCAAUGAAACUGUUUAUAAUAGUAUUGAAGAAAUGAUUGAUGGCRAAGCCAAUAAAACCCAGAAAGAAAAGACAAUAACCAUCAAAGCCGGUGACAGCAGUAGCAAUAGCAAAAACAAUAGCAACAAUAACAAUGACAAUAUCAUAAAGUUUUCUGCGAACUCAGACAUCAAUAGUGACAUUCGUCGAUUGAUGGUCAACGAGCAAUUUUCAUUAAGUUACGAUGCCAGCGGUAACAUCACAGUUAAGCUGCCACCCGUUUCCUCUCCUGCAGCCGCAACGGCAGCCGCAGCAGCCGCAGUGACUUCUGAAAUGAAUAGACAACAAAGAGAACUGGAUAAAAGGCGCGAUUCAAGAGAGAAAAUGCUUGUUAAUAUGAAAUAUAAUGAUCGUGAUAAGGCCAAGUCAUUUAUGGAAUCUAACAAGAAACUAUUAAAGGCGAUGAAAGAAGAAGAAAGGCGGAAAAGAAUGACUUCAAUAAUACACGACAACCACUUAAAUUUGAAUUUAAAUGACAUAUCCACACGUUCAAAGAUAAAGAAUAUGGAAAAGCCAACUACCGUAGGUAGCUCGAUGUCACCAAAGGUAAGGCCCCAUUCUCCCGCCGCCAUAUCCGAUCUUCAACGCGAAGAAAGCGAAUCAUCGGAACAAGAAAAGUCAGCUGACAUUGACAACGAGGGUACGAACAUGAAUAACGAGACGCACAAGAUGGGUCUGACUAUGUCUGCUACGGGAGCAAUUCACAAAGUAGGAAUACAGUCGAUGCUAAAUUCCGGUGAAGAAGCAAUAGCGAACGACGAUGCGUUGGAAUAUGAAAGAAAGCGCUCAAGAGAUGAAGAAACAACUACUUUUGUUCCCUUAGAAGAAUCGUCUUCGUUAGAUAUGGUGGGGAGAAGAAACUUGGACAAAGCCGAACAAGAUGAUCAAACAGAAGAUCAGGGCAGCACGAAGAAAAGACGUUUAUCUGAUGAAGCAAAAGGCGAAGAAGAGGAAAAAGAAGAAGAAGAAGAAGAAGACGAAGAAGAGGAAGAAAAAGAGGGAGAGGAGGAGAGAGCAACUAGUCAUAAUGAACCAUUAGCCACUGUUGAGAAUGCCUCAGGAGACGUCUCAACAGAUUUGCCUGAGGAGACUCCAUCGAUCCAUAAUGACACCGAGAAUGCCAACGGAAAUGGGAACCUGGGCUUGGGCACAGAGUCACGCAACACACUAUUAACGGCUACCCCAAUUGAAUUGAUUUGCCGCGAAGGGUUCUUCUAUCGAAGAGACAUUCCUGACGUGCCCAUCACCACCGGGGCCUACCUAGAAUUCAAGUUCAAGGCCAAAGAAGAGGAACUGAUCAAUUCAAGUAUCAACGAAGAAGAUUACGCCACAAAAUCCAAGCAUGAAAAAAUGAACGCCCAUUUUUUCAAGCCCGAUAUUCAAGAGGAGACUGAACUUGCCUUUGAGAUCUUGAGUAAAACUACCUUAACAGAGAAAUACGUUAACAGUUUAGAAUACUUUUUAAUGGAAUUCAGAUGGGAAAAUAAACUAGUCGGGUUAGGUCUCAAGCUCAGAGAAUCUAAAAGGACUUGGCAAAGAAGAAAGGCACUGUUUGCCCUUUUCGAAUUCUGGAGAGACCAAUCAAGAGACAAAAGGAAGUUCCAUAACUACACCAUCUUGCAUGCGGUGAAGGAAAUGGAAAACUACAGGAUUUUCAUCAAUCGCUCCGUUUCGUGGUUUUACAACCAUAUCACGCUGUUGAAAAUGAUCCUCUAUGAUCUCUGUGACAACGUAGAUACCCAAUGGAGAGAAUGGAUGUUCCCUCACAGCGAGGCACUGCCAACCUUAGGUCAAGAGGGAAUCAACGAAGACAACUUGAACGAGACCAUCGACAACAUGCUAAUUUUCGAUUUCCUUGACGACGGCUCGGAGAACAACCAAGUGAAAUAUUCCCGAAUCAUACCGCCGGAUGUCCGCUAG